Maudiozyma barnettii is the source of this 480-nucleotide messenger RNA. It is a transcript of the gene LTP1, whose product is annotated as tyrosine protein phosphatase LTP1. The transcript has a single exon. The record is from RefSeq and is a predicted model, not a curated record. NCBI's taxonomy places the organism in Eukaryota, Fungi, Ascomycota, Saccharomycetes, Saccharomycetales, Saccharomycetaceae. The coding region runs from base 1 to 480 and encodes 159 amino acids. Gene Ontology annotation, biological process: protein dephosphorylation. Gene Ontology annotation, molecular function: protein tyrosine phosphatase activity.
AUGACUCAAGAUAAAAAAAUAUCAGUUGCCUUUAUUUGUUUAGGUAACUAUUGCCGUUCUCCUAUGGCUGAAGCAGUAUUCCACCACACUGUUAAACAAAAUAAUGUAGAAGAUUGCUUCGAUGUAAUCGAUUCAUUUGCUACUAGUAAUUAUCAUGUUGGCAAUACACCAGACAGUCGUACUGUAUCGACCUGUAAGAAGUACGGUAUUCCUAUCGACCAUCGUGGUCAGCAAAUUAAGACCACUACAUUCGAUAAGUUCGAUUAUAUCAUUGGAAUGGAUGAAAUGAACAUGAAGAAUCUAAAAAAAAUUCAACCGAAGGGUUCAAAGGCUAAACUAUGCCUCUUUGGAGAAUGGAACACUGAUGGUAAAUUUGAUACUAUCGUCGAGGAUCCUUAUUAUGGUGGGGAUGAAGGUUUCGACUAUAAUAUGAAACAAAUCGCAUAUUUCAGUGAGCAAUUUUUAAAAAAAGAGCUAUAG